AUGGCCACCAUAACCACUCAAACCACGUCUUCCCCGGCCCAAAAUGCCAGCAUCAAGCUCAACAUCACCGCCCCACUCCCAUCCCCUCCACAGCCAACCAAGAAGACCAACAUCCUCUCCUCCCUUCCCCCCUCCCUGGUCCCCUACGCCGAGCUGAUGCGCCUCCACCAACCAGCCGGUAUCUACGCCGCCUACGUCCCGAACCUCAUCGGCGUCUUCCUCGCCGCCGCCUCUCCAAUCCUCACACCUUCCCACCGACCAACCCCCACCCACCUCCUCUCCCUAACCAUCCUACAUGCCCUCAGCAACACCCUCCUCCGCGGCUCCGCCUGCGCCUACAAUGACGCCCUCGACGCCCCCUACGACCGCCAAGUCGCCCGAUGCAAGAACCGACCCGUAGCACGCGGGGCCGUUUCCGCCCUGCAAGCACAUACCUUCGCCUUCUUCUUGGGCCUCUGCUGGAUCUUAACCUUAUCCAUUCUCCCCUCCACCAGCUACAUACCCGCGGCCCUUCUCGCCGCGUCAAUGGCCUUCUACCCUUUCUGCAAACGCAUCACACAUUUCCCCCAGUUUGUCCUGGGCCUAUCCCUAGCUCUUAGUCAGGGGAUCGGGUAUGGGUCUCUUGGAGUGGAUGUUCGAGUCCUCCACUCAAGCACCCAGAUCGCUCUGGCGUGUUUGUACGUGUCGUAUGUAGUGCAUACAAUGAUCUACGAUACAGUGUAUGCGCACCAGGAUCUACAGGAUGAUCUGAAGGCAGGGGUUCUCAGUAUGGCGGUGUUAUGUCAGGGGAGGACGAAGAUGGUGCUGACCGGCUUGGCGGCAGUGGAGGUUGGGUUGCUUGGAGUAACGGGCUGGAUGAUGGGGUUUGGGGGCAUGUAUUGGGGCGGUGCGGUGGGGGGUUCGGCGGUUGUGUUGGGGAGGAUGAUUUCGGUGGUUAAGUUAGAGGAGCCAAAGGAUUGCCGGCGGUGGUUUGAGAGGUUAUUGUGGUGGACUGGGGCUUGCGUUAUUGGGGGUUUGGUGGGGGAGUUUUGGCUGAGGGGUUAG
Molecule: messenger RNA, 1044 nt
Organism: Aspergillus pseudotamarii
Lineage: Eukaryota; Fungi; Ascomycota; Eurotiomycetes; Eurotiales; Aspergillaceae
Product: 4-hydroxybenzoate octaprenyltransferase
Exons: 1
Coding region: 1-1044 (347 amino acids)
Biological process (GO): ubiquinone biosynthetic process
Cellular component (GO): mitochondrial inner membrane
Molecular function (GO): 4-hydroxybenzoate polyprenyltransferase activity
Source: RefSeq, a predicted model, not a curated record